UGAUUUUAUUGCACAAGACUCUUAUUUUGACAUUGUUUGAGAACGGUAUGUCUUAGGAGAGAUUCCGUAGUUUGAGCAGUCGUUAGCAAGCCCAGUCAACGCCGAGCCGCUAUCAGUUUAGCCAGCCGCUUCUGCACAAGAUUAGGUCCAGCUAGUACAGUAAUAUAGAAAGCCUCUGUCGCCUUCGUGCAUUUAUUGCAGGUUCUUGCAAUAAUUACCAUGCAUAUGUCUGGAACUACUUGCCGCAUGAAUACAAACGGCUUUAUGACAGUAGACGAAGCGAAAGCCAUUGUCAGUGUUUGUUCGAUGUAGCGAGCUAACUUUGUAAAAACAAAUGAUUUCCGCUCCUCUGCAGGCCCGUGGAAGCUUGGUUACGGUAUACUCGCUCUGAACCGCCGCGCCGUCGUCACUCUUUUACAUUCGAAGACGGUCAUGUCGUCGGGCUCUGAGACGGUUCACUACAUUCACCUGCACAACGCCAGCCAGUCUGUUCUGGAAGCCCUGCGGUCUCAGCGGCGGAAGGGGCUGUUCUGCGACGUCACCGUGCGGAUUCACGACGCCUCACUGCGUGCGCACGCCUGCGUGCUGGCUGCCGGCAGCCCCUUCUUCCAGGACAAGCUGCUUCUGGGUCACUCGGAGAUCUCUGUGCCACCCCUGGUCCCCGCGGAGACGGUGAAGCAGCUGGUGGACUUCAUGUACAGCGGCUCGCUGGUGGUGCUGCACUCGCAGGCCCUCUGCAUCCUUACGGCCGCCAGCAUCCUGCAGAUCAAGACCGUCAUCGACGAGUGCACGCAGAUCAUCUCGCAGAAACGCGCCGCCGUCGGCCCGCUAGGGGGUGCCAUGCCCAAGCAAGAGGAGCAGGGGGGUGGGAAGGGGCGGGAGGGCGCUAGUGGAGCGGGUGGGGCUCUGCAGGGGUAUGGCUACCCAAUGGGGGAGUGCGCACCUGGUGUGGGGGCGGGACCCACCCUGCCUGACCCUGGCCUCAGUGGAGGGGGGCAGGGAGAGGGUACUGGGCUGGACGGGGGCGGAGUCGGCGGUCUGAUGCCGCUUGGGGAGCUGGGUGGGGGCUUGCUGUGCCGGGGGGAGGGGCUAGGUGGGGCUGGAGGUGGAGCCAUGAUGAAGCAGGCAAGCUGCACUCAGGAGAUGAACUAUAUGCUGAACCAGAGCGCAGAUCGAGGUGCUGUGCAGAACCAGAACCAAAGCCAGAACCUCCCCGAACCAGGCCGCGCCCAGAUGAGCACCCCCGCCCCCAUGGUACGGGACGGUCUCCGUGGCAACGGGGCGGAGUAUGUGGGCGUUGGCGAGGAGCUGGGGGUGGGGAUGGAGAGAUUCAGCGAGGAGGAAGAGGUGGAAGAUAGAGGGAGAGACGGAGAGAGAGAAAGGGGGGCAGGGCACAGCCGCAAACAGAGGCAGCCACUCCGACUACAGGUGCUGGGAGCAGAGCAGGUGGUGGUAAAGGAUGAAAGCGUGCAGGAUGGGGAGGGUCUGUUUGAGCUGGACGAGAGGCGAGAUACAACACAUGAUGCACACCAGCCUAGUUACAGCCAGGGUGGAUUUUAUGAAGAGCCGGGUGUGUUUGCUGGGGGUUACUGGCCACAAGCGGAUACAUCUCAGACUCUGGUAUCCAACCCCCGCUCCCGUGGCAACAAACCGAUGUCUCCGCCCACUUCCUCUCAUAGCAUCAAUAACCAGAUGCUCUUUCAGUAUCCUGUCAGUGAAUCACAGCCAUCCUCCUUCUUUGUGGGCGGGCCUAUGGGGAUUGACAACAUGGCAGAGACAUGUCAGCAGGCACCUCCCCCUGCCCCACUGACCCCAGCCCCGCCCCCUCCUGCACAGCCAUGUAUCGCUGGUCCGAGUUUUACGGCUCAGGGUUCAGAGACGUCGUUUGACUGCAGCCACUGCGGAAAGUCCCUGCGCUCACGCAAGAACUACAGCAAGCACAUGUUCAUCCACUCUGGUCAGAAGCCCCACCAAUGCAGUAUCUGCUGGCGGUCCUUCUCGCUGCGUGACUACCUGCUGAAGCACAUGGUGGUGCACACAGGUGUGCGUGCAUUCCAGUGUUCUGUGUGCAGCAAGCGCUUCACCCAGAAGAGUUCGCUCAACGUGCACAUGCGCACACACCGCGUCGAGCGUACCUUCUCCUGUGCCGUGUGUCACCGGGCCUUCACACACCGCACACUGCUUGAACGCCACGCCCUCCAGCACCAGCACCCACCGCCAAUCAAACCACCCACUAAUCACAUGGAGCAGGGCACUGGUGGCAUGGGUGGGGCCGGUGGCACGGGGCCUGCGUCCUAG
Messenger RNA from Electrophorus electricus (electric eel), 2298 nucleotides. The record is from RefSeq and is a predicted model, not a curated record. Lineage: Eukaryota; Metazoa; Chordata; Actinopteri; Gymnotiformes; Gymnotidae.